Molecule: messenger RNA, 6727 nt
Organism: Solea solea (common sole)
Lineage: Eukaryota; Metazoa; Chordata; Actinopteri; Pleuronectiformes; Soleidae
Gene: ap3d1
Product: adaptor related protein complex 3 subunit delta 1
Exons: 35
Coding region: 223-4065 (1280 amino acids)
Biological process (GO): synaptic vesicle membrane organization; neurotransmitter receptor transport, postsynaptic endosome to lysosome; protein targeting to vacuole
Cellular component (GO): AP-3 adaptor complex; membrane coat; endosome membrane
Source: RefSeq, a predicted model, not a curated record
UCAGCCAUUUCCUACAGUGAUCCAUUGCCAGCGUCUCGGCACAGCACGGGACGCCCCAUCUGGCCUCAACUUCAUCUGCCUGGGCUUGGUAAACAGCAACAGCUCCUGCACGCACGGUAGCCGGUUGGAUGAGAGACAGUCUAGCGGGUCGGUCGGCACCCACUAGAACUCUGCAAGGCGCUUGGCCCCGCAGGACAGGAGCGGCAUAAGUCACGGAGAGACAUGGCUCUGAAGAUUGUCAAAGGGAGCAUCGAUCGGAUGUUCGAUAAAAACCUCCAGGAUUUAGUACGUGGCAUUCGGAAUCACAAGGAAGAUGAGGCCAAAUAUAUCUCCACAUGCAUCGAUGAGAUCAAACAGGAGCUCAAGCAGGACAACAUCGCUGUCAAAGCCAAUGCUGUGUGCAAGCUCACCUAUCUUCAGAUGCUGGGCUAUGAUGUCAGCUGGGCCGCUUUCAACAUCGUUGAAGUCAUGAGCUCCUCCAAGUUUACGUACAAGAGGAUCGGUUAUCUGGCAGCUUCUCAGUGCUUUCAUGAGAGCACUGAUGUGAUCAUGCUGACAACCAAUCAGAUCCGAAAGGACCUCAGCAGCCCCAACCAGUAUGACACAGGUGUUGCCCUCACUGGCCUCUCCUGUUUUGUGACCCCCGACUUAGCUCGGGACCUGGCCAAUGACAUCAUGACACUGAUGUCCCACACUAAACCCUACAUCAGAAAGAAAGCAGUCUUGAUUAUGUACAAGGUGUUUCUCAAGUAUCCAGAGUCCCUUCGCCCAGCUUUUCCCAGGCUUAAGGAGAAACUUGAGGAUCCAGACCCAGGUGUCCAGUCAGCAGCAGUGAAUGUCAUCUGUGAGCUGGCACGCAGAAAUCCCAAGAACUACCUGUCCCUCGCCCCUCUCUUCUUCAAGCUCAUGACCUCUUCUACAAAUAACUGGGUUCUCAUCAAGAUCAUCAAGCUGUUUGGUGCGCUCACACCACUUGAGCCACGGUUAGGAAAGAAGCUGAUCGAACCCCUGACAAACCUAAUCCACAGUACCUCUGCCAUGUCUCUGCUGUAUGAAUGUGUCAACACUGUGAUUGCAGUGUUGAUUUCGUUGUCGUCUGGGAUGCCUAACCACAGUGCUAGUAUCCAGCUCUGUGUGCAGAAACUACGAAUCCUGAUAGAAGACUCGGACCAGAACUUGAAGUACUUGGGCCUGCUGGCCAUGUCAAAGAUCCUGAAGACCCAUCCCAAGUCGGUGCAGUCUCAUAAAGACCUCAUCCUCCAGUGUCUGGACGACAAGGAUGAAUCCAUUCGCCUCAGAGCUCUUGACCUGCUCUAUGGGAUGGUAUCCAAAAAGAACUUAAUGGAGAUUGUGAAGAAGCUAAUGCUUCAUGUGGACAAAGCAGAGGGAACCACCUACAGAGACGAACUUCUCACCAAGAUCAUCGACAUCUGCAGUCAAAGCAACUACCAAUACAUCACCAACUUUGAGUGGUACAUCAGUAUCUUGGUGGAGCUGACCCGAUUAGAGGGCACACGGCACGGCCAUCUCAUCGCCUCUCAGAUGCUGGAUGUUGCUAUUCGGGUCAAAGCUAUUCGGGCCUUUGCUGUUGCCCAGAUGGCCACUCUGCUGGACAAUGCCCACCUGCUGACUGGCAACAUGCAGCGAAACGGCAUCUGUGAAGUUUCGUAUGCCGCAGCUUGGAUCUGUGGCGAGUUCUCUGAACACCUAGAGAACCCAAUGCAGACACUGGAGGCCAUGCUACGGCCAAAGGUGGCCACACUACCAGGCCACAUUCAGGCAGUGUAUGUGCAGAAUGCAGCCAAGCUCUUUGCCACUGUGCUGAAGAACCAGGAGGGCAACACUGACAGCACAGCUGCACAGGAAACCAUCCAGCUGAUGAUUGAGAGGCUACCACUGUUUGUCCAGAGCGCCAACCUGGAGGUGCAAGAGAGGGCAUCAUGCAUUCUGCAGCUUGUCAAGUACAUCCAGAAGUUGCAGCAGAAGGAUGUGGAAGUAGCAGAGGAAGUGAGUGCGCUGUUUGCUGGAGAACUCAACCCUGUAGCCCCCAAGGCACAGAAGAAAGUGCCUGUUCCUGAAGGUCUGGACCUGGACGCCUGGAUCAACGAGCCUCCCUCUGAGAGCGAGUCUGAGGACGAGCAGCCCAAGGCUAUUUUUACUAAGGAGGAGACCAAACACUCGCGUCCCCGUCACAUAGAGGUGGACGAGAAGGAGCUGGCAAGGAGGAGAGAAGCCAGAAAGCAGGAGCAAGCCAACAACCCAUUCUACAUCAAGGCCUCCCCGUCCUCUCAGAAGGUUUACCAGGACACUCCUGGAGUGGAGCACAUCCCAGUUGUGCAGAUUGACCUCAGUGUUCCUCUCAAGGUUCCAGGUGAGACUCAACAUCAAGGUCUGCCUAUGUCCGACCAGUACGUCAAGCUGGAGGAGGAGCGCCGGCAGAAAGAGAGAGCAGAGAAGAAGAAGAAGGAAAAGAAGAAGAGGAAAGAAAAGCGCAGUGGACGAGGGAAGAGACAUGACUCUGGCCCGGAGAGUGAGGAGGACAUUACGCCUGCACACAUGGUUGACAUAGUUACUGAGGAGAUGCCAGAGAAUGCCUUACCCAGUGACGAUGACGACAAAGACCCCAACGACCCUCACAAAGCACUGGACAUCGACUUGGACAAUCUGGGGGAAAUGGCGGGGCGUAGGCCUCUCGCAGACAGCGAGAAACUGCCAGUCAGGUCACAUCGUGCAGUAGAGGCAGCAAAGAGUCCUGUAGAAGAUGGAGAAGCAGAGACUGCGGCCCCACAGCAGCCCAAGAAGAAGAGUGGCAAAGAUAAGAGGGAUGACAAGAAGAAGGAUAAAGACAAGGAGAGGAAGAAGAGCAAAGAUGAGAAGAAGAAGAAAAAACACAAACAUGAGGAGAAGGAGGAAGAUCUUCUCAGGGGUGAGGUUGAUGAGCCUGUGGUCCAAUCUGAAGGAAUCAGUCAAGUGGCAGAGCUGCCCACAUCCACCAGUGCUGAGGUUUCGGAUCUGGAUUUCUGGCUCUCAAAUGCUCCAGUGCCCUCUAACGCCCAGGAAGUAGCAACAGUAGUAGCAGCAGCAGAAGCAGAAGCCCCUGUGGCUGAGGUGGUCUCAGGAGCAGCACAGGACUCGGAGCCCGAUGAGCCCAAAGACACUGAGAUGGAGGAGACUAAGUCCUCCAAGCAUAAGAAGAAGAAGCAGAAAAAGGAGAAGGAAGAGAAGGAGAAGAAAAAGAAGAAGAGGCAUCAUCACCAUCAUCGUCACAGUGAUGGAGGAGGAGAAAAGUCCGUGCAGAAUGGCACUGUGGAGGAGGAGGAGGAGCCUUUGCCGUCCAUGUCCAAUUACUGCCUGUUGGCUGAGAACUCCUACAUCAAAAUGAUGAUAGAAGACGCUGAUCAGGUUUAUGACAUCCAGGGGAACCUGCAGGACGGCAGUCAGGUCGUGGUGUCUAUCAUAUUUGAAAACAAGUGUGAUAGCUUCCUCAAAUCAAUGGAGUUCAAUGUUCUGGACUCUCUCAACUCCAAGCUUCAGAGACCAGAGGGGUCAGGUCCACACGAUAGCCUCACUGUUCCCUUCCAACUUCCACCUGGUGUCUCCAAUGAGGCGCGAUUUGUCUUCACCGUGCAGAGCAUUGUGAUGCCACAGAAACUGAAGGGAACAUUAACCUUCAUAGUAAAGAACGAGGAAUCUUCUACUCAUGAGAAACUGGACUUUAAACUGCACUUUACCUGCACCUCCUACCUAAUCACUACCCCUUGCUACAGUGAUGCGUAUGCAAAGCUGUUGGAGUCAGGUGACCUGAAGGGAAGCUCUCUCAAACUGGAGGGGGUCAACAUGCCCUUUCACCAUCUUCUAGCCAGGAUCUGCUUCCAUCACCACUUCUCAGUUGUGGAGAGGAUCGACUCCUGUUCCUCCAUGUACAGCAGGUCUAUCCAGGGUCAUCAUGUCUGUCUGCUGGUCAAAAGUUCUGGUCAGACAGUUUCUAUUGAUGCUAAAUGUGACGAGCCGACGAUGCUUGGGAAUGUGCUGGAUGAGAUCAAGCAGACCUUCUCUCAGUGCUGAUUGUGUCCGACAGCCCCAGAAGCCCCUAACCCGGCCAUAUAAGCCCCUCCUCCCCCCUUCGCUGAAACACAACAUAAUCAUAUUACAAACACACUGCUGCUGGCACUUCCAUUGCUGUGUUAUUAGUCCUGAAAUUUCCAAGAUUUAUUUCCCUUGCCCUCUACUUCAGUGUCCCAAACGCUGUUGUUCCCGAGCACUCUGAGCUCUGUUGUUAUUCUCCGACACUUGAUGUUGUUUUGCAGAGUACAUGUCCCCUUUUUUCUGCAGUGCACUUUGAUUUUACUUCCUGGUUUUCAACUUCAUAUGGUUUCCCUUUUCCACCCAGACUCUGACCCUGUACCGUGCUCCUGGUCCUGGAUGCCCUGCAUUUUCUGCUCUAUCCUGUGUACCUCUUUGCCCUCCACUCUAGUGGCAACUUGGUCUAUGACAGUCGUGUUAUGUAAUGUUGACAACUGGACUUUUCUCUGUUGAUGGUUGAAUUGUGUUUUUACUGUUUUGAAGUUUUUGUCUUUUGUUUGUUGUUUUUGUCCUUUUUUUUGUUGAAAGCCUGUCUGCGCCUUUGCCUCACCCCCUUCUUCCUGCUCAUUAAACAAUUGUGACUGAAUCUUUCUCAGACUGGUACUAGCUGGAGAAAUUGGGAUUCUGCUCUUCUCACCCACCUUUGCCAGCGAGCCUAGAGGAGACACUGGGUGACUGCAGUGAGGGUAGAGCAGCAAUGAAACCAAAGCUACAUGUAAGGCAUAGGUCUUUAUCUAGUAUCAGAGCUGUUGCCUUAAUUUCCUUUUGGCAAGGCUCAGAACUGAUCAGCUACUAUGAUUUGUACAGCAGAUCAGUGGUUUUGCUCUGUGCCUUAGUCAUGCAGUCUGACCUACUCCAGCACUCUGUGAGUCUGAUAGAGCCCCAGUUCCCUCUCCAGUAAAUUUGAUCCCUGAUCCAACUGUGCUAAGUUGCACUUUAUCCCCACCCUUCCCACCACCACAUGAAGUUCCAACAAAUCAAUGAUGAAUUUGAAACUGGAAACAGAUAAGUGUUGUAAUGUGAAAUAUAUGCUUUAGUACAGGACAGUUUGCUGUAAGGUCAUUGCCUCCUCUUCAUCUGAAAUCUGGAGUUGUCAGUUAAAUAGAAGAUGUUAUAUUGUAAUUGUAGAGAAGAACUAUUGUAUUAUUAAGAAGCCUCUAUGGUGCUGACUCCCCUUUUUAGUGGCAUCACAUGGUCAGAUUAUUAUUUGCCAUGAAGAAGAGAGCUGCUUGCGUUGCAUUUCUGUCCUCUCAUUUCUCUGAAAAAGUCAAAUAAUGACUAACUAAAUAAUGGACUAUUUACACUAUGAACCUUUCUGCAUUUUUAAAACCUGCUGCUCUGUAUAUCAGGUUGCUGCAGUUCUCUGUAAGCAGAGACUGUGAAGUGGUCAGUGGUUGUCGGUUCUUCUCAAUUAGUCACUGUGGCUUCAUUGCUCUGUCAACAGCAGUAGUUUUGUUUGUUUGAUUUGAAAUCAUGUGAAAUGUUUGCAACUGUGCCACUUUGAUGUUUGCUCACAGUUGCUACACACAGGUCGGUGUUAUUCCCCAGUGUUUCUUUUCCCUUCAACAACUGCCUUGACAAUGUUUUGUGCAUCGACUUGUUAAGAUGGACAUGUAAGGCCAUUUCUUUAGAAAAGAAGUGGCUUCCUCUUAGAAUUCACUCUCAGAGGCACUUGAUUGUUUAGUUUGCAUCAUUUAUGUCACUAUCUAGUCCAGUUAACCUAGUAGUAGCAAGAUCUAAACUGGCGUCUCUGUUUAUAUAAACUGUUAAUACCCCUACACAUCUGUCUGCUAUUGUAGAUAACAACAUAUGAUAAUGAUGUCGGUGACCUGAAGGUCAGAUCAGCCAUUCCACAAGAUGCUCUGCCCAGUUGUAGAGUAUGAAUACAGAGGGAAUCAGCUCUAUCAGUAGUCGAUGGGAAAUGAGUAUAUGUAUUUUCCUGUUCCUGAAAAUGAUCUUGGUGGAACUGAAGAAAGAAAUUACACAUCCCAACUCAUACAUUGUCCUAUUUUGAGUAUUUUCCUGUGCAUAAUAUUUGAUUAAAAUGUGUAUAUUGCAUGAUUUGGAAUGUACACUUUUUGUUUCCCCUUUUUGUUCCAUGGAACAUUUUGUUGUUACACAAACAACAAAAUGUGUCAUUCCAUCUUGUCCUUUUCUUUAGAGUUUGUUUUGUUUGUUUUUGUUUUUUUUACUAUGUUUAAUCGAUCUUUCUCUAUUCCUGGUGGUGUUACAUUAUAAUCUAUUCUAAGAUCAGACAUUUUAAAAAAGUGAUAUUGUUCAAUGUUUUAAAUUAUUAAACACAGUUGAGAAAGGGGGUUGCAUUUGCCAUCAUAACACACAGGGCUUGGGGCUCCAAAUAAUUUGAAUAUAAAAGGUCAUGUGAAGCAGUGUACUGAGAGACAACCCAUUCUGUCCUAAUUCUCUUUUGGUUCAGUUGAAGUGAGUUAUUUUAUCACGUUUGGCUUGUGAGAUUGAAAUAUACUCUUAAGACUUUUUUUUUUUUUAAGGUCCUCUUCAUUUUCCCAUUCUCAGUUCUCCAGCUGUAUAAUGUAGUAUGUUUUAAGGGGGCAAUAUAAUUUAUCUACAUUCCCUUUAAAGAAAGUCCACCCAAAAUAAAAAACAUAAAUAAAAGCUGUAAGAAGCU